AAAGGCUUGUGAGAAUCCGGUGGAUGCUGGACGUUCAGGCUGCUGCUCGCACCACCGCGCCCCUGCCGUUGCUUCCCAGCGGCUGCAGAGCAUGGACUGUUAACUCUUGCACUUCUUCCGUGUGAGCUGAAUUCUUGCCGCCAGUAUGGGGAAACAGAACAGCAAGCUGCGCCCGGAAGUCAUGCAGGACUUACUUGAAAGCACGGACUUUACAGAGCAUGAGAUCCAGGAGUGGUACAAAGGCUUCCUGAGAGACUGCCCCAGUGGCCAUUUGUCAAUGGAAGAAUUUAAGAAAAUUUAUGGGAACUUUUUCCCUUAUGGGGAUGCUUCCAAAUUUGCGGAGCAUGUCUUCCGUACCUUCGACGCCAAUGGGGAUGGGACAAUAGACUUCAGGGAAUUCAUCAUAGCCCUGAGUGUCACGUCGAGGGGGAAGCUGGAGCAGAAGCUGAAAUGGGCCUUCAGCAUGUACGACCUGGACGGCAAUGGCUACAUCAGCAAGGCGGAAAUGCUAGAGAUUGUCCAGGCAAUCUAUAAGAUGGUUUCAUCUGUCAUGAAAAUGCCUGAAGAUGAGUCAACCCCAGAGAAAAGGACAGAAAAGAUCUUCCGCCAGAUGGACACCAAUAGAGAUGGAAAACUCUCCCUGGAAGAGUUCAUCCGAGGGGCCAAAAGUGACCCAUCCAUCGUGCGCCUCCUGCAGUGUGACCCGAGCAGUGCGGGCCAGUUCUGA
This is a messenger RNA of Orycteropus afer afer, 727 nucleotides long. RefSeq names its product neurocalcin delta (gene NCALD). Gene Ontology annotation, biological process: calcium-mediated signaling. Lineage: Eukaryota; Metazoa; Chordata; Mammalia; Tubulidentata; Orycteropodidae. Gene Ontology annotation, molecular function: actin binding; calcium ion binding; tubulin binding. Gene Ontology annotation, cellular component: cytosol. The record is from RefSeq and is a predicted model, not a curated record.